This is a messenger RNA of Protopterus annectens (West African lungfish), 1890 nucleotides long. RefSeq names its product meprin A subunit beta-like. Lineage: Eukaryota; Metazoa; Chordata; Ceratodontiformes; Protopteridae. The record is from RefSeq and is a predicted model, not a curated record. The transcript is spliced from 8 exons. Gene Ontology annotation, molecular function: protein binding; zinc ion binding; metalloendopeptidase activity. Gene Ontology annotation, biological process: proteolysis. The coding region runs from base 1 to 1890 and encodes 629 amino acids. Gene Ontology annotation, cellular component: membrane.
AUGAAUGCCAAGGGACUCAUCUUAAAAGCAUUUGACCAGUACCGCCUUAAAAGCUGCAUUGACUUUAGGCCAUGGGAAGGUGAAAAAGACUAUAUAGCAGUAAUCAAAGGAAGGGGCUGCUGGUCCUAUGUAGGAAACCUGCAUAUUGGAAGACAAGAGCUUUCAGUUGGCUCUGACUGUGAUCGAAUUUCAAUAAUUGAGCAUGAAUUCCUUCAUGCACUGGGAUUUUGGCAUGAGCAUUCAAGAUCAGACCGAGAUGAUUAUGUCAUCAUCAUGUGGGACAGAAUAGAGACUGGUAAAGAACAUAAUUUUCAGAAAUACGAUGAAAAUGAAACCAGUUCAUUAAAUGUUCCUUAUGAUUAUACAUCUGUGAUGCACUACAGCAAAACAGCAUUCCAGAAUGGAUCAGAACCAACAAUAGUCACCAGGAUGCCAGAAUUCAAGAACGUGAUUGGGCAGAAUCUGGAGUUCAGUGACUUUGACAUCCAGAAACUGAAUCGGCUUUAUGGAUGUACUUCUUCCAUCACUUUCAUGGAACAGUGCAGCUUUGAACUUCCAAACAUCUGUGGCAUGAUUCAGAAUUCAAGUAGUACUGCUAGCUGGCAACGUGUGUCCAUGGUCAGUGCAGGUCCUUCUACUGACCAUACAUUUAUGGGAGCAUGUAAAGGGUAUGGAUAUUUCAUGCAUUUUAGCACCAGGACAGGCACAGAAAUGUAUAAUGCUUUCCUAGAAACCAGAAUUCUCUACCCUAAGCGAGGACUUCAGUGUUUACAGUUCUAUUACUACAACAGUGGUAAUGAGAAUGACACGCUCAACAUCUUUGUGAGAGAAUAUUCCGGCAAUCAUUUUGACAGUCAUUUGUUACACAUUGGAAACGUAACAGGUAAAACCUUGGGGUUCUGGCAGCUUCAAAUGUUUCAGCUUAAUGUCACUAAAAAAUUCAGAGUUGUUUUUCAAGGGGUUAAAGGCCAUGGAGCAUCAGAUGGUGGCAUCUCAAUCGAUGACAUUAAUCUCUCAGAAACACAGUGUCCUACACACAUCUGGUUUAUUAGAAAUUUUACAUUCCUAUUAAACACCAGUGCAGCUGGAGAUUCUGGGAGAAUUUACAGCCCACGCUUCUACUCUAAGGAAGGCUAUGGAUUUCAGAUUGGCCUUUAUGUAAAUGGAACAACAGAAAGGCCUUCCAACCUGGCAGUAUACUUUCAUCUUACUUCUGGCAUCGAUGAUAGUCAAAUGCAAUGGCCUUGUCCAUGGAAACAAGUCACUAUGCUACUGCUGGAUCAAAACCCAGACAUUCGUCAUUGCAUGUCAAAUCAGAGAAGUAUAACCACAGAUCCUACAGAAGUCAUAAGAGAAGGCAGUUCUGCUUACUAUUUCUGGGACAACCCUUCAAAGACAGGAAUUCCUGUCACUGAUCCUAAUGGAGAAAAAUAUUUUAGAGGACCAGGAAAAGGAACCAGUGCCUUUAUAACACAUGACAGAUUACACAGCAGAGACUAUAUAAAAGGAGAUGGCGUUUAUCUUCUUAUAACAAUGGAAGUUGACAUUGGCUUAGGAUUUGGCCUAGGAACCGAGGUAUGGGCUGGGGCAGAAGAAGUCUCGGUCGGCCGACCACAUAAUGGUUCCCCCUCAAUGUCGGUUGAGGCCUGCGUCUGGGUCAGCUCCACUGACGUGCUCUCCAUAGCUGCAGUAGUGGGCUCUUCCAGAGGAUCUGUCAAAGCUGAUGGAAGAAUCGUCAGUCCUUCGGCCCCUAAAUCGGUAUUUGGCGGGACAUCUGAUGGGGGAGUGGCAAUGGGAGUAGGCCUGGAAACUUUGGCCUUCUUCCUCAGUUGUUCAGAUUGGGCGGCCGAUUUGGGAUCCAUUCGGCAAGCAAGGCAUUUCAAUCUUUGA